This is a messenger RNA of Drosophila ficusphila, 4967 nucleotides long. RefSeq lists its product as uncharacterized. Gene Ontology annotation, biological process: regulation of proteolysis; proteasome-mediated ubiquitin-dependent protein catabolic process. The record is from RefSeq and is a predicted model, not a curated record. Gene Ontology annotation, molecular function: ubiquitin protein ligase binding. The transcript has 13 exons. Gene Ontology annotation, cellular component: nucleus; cytoplasm. Lineage: Eukaryota; Metazoa; Arthropoda; Insecta; Diptera; Drosophilidae. The coding region runs from base 738 to 3929 and encodes 1063 amino acids.
ACGUCAAUAGAUAGCGGUAAAUGCGUUUCCUGUCGAACGUCAUGAGGUGCGUGCGUGGUGCUCGCCCAAACAUUCCACGGCAGAGUAAAUGAAAAGCUCGAGCACGAACAUCGGACGUGGGUGGCUAUGGCUAGAACGGUACAUAUGUAAACCGUGCCACCCACGCACAUUUACCGCUACUCCCCAGAGCUUUGGUGUCGCCAAGCUUUGUCAGCUGGCUGCAAAGCUCGUGCGGUUUUGCGGACGUCAGGAUGUGAGAACAGCCGGGAGGAGCGAGAGAGAUUCGCCGCUGCAGGUGAGCGAGGGAGCAGGCGAGCGAACGAGAGCGAAAGGACUCGCUGGAAUCCGUGCAGAGGAGGCAGCAACAGCGGCAGCGCAGUUACAGUUAUUGGCAACAACAAAUACAUACACACAUGCACACUCGCACAUCGAUAACCGUAUCCAGAAGAGGUCCUUUCUAAAAAGGCAAACGCGGAAAAAGUGGACGCGACUCCUUGGAGCAUCGGGCGGAGCAUGGAAAUUGGUCACUUGAGCGGUCCACCGCUGUCCCAGUGACUCGCAGGACUUGGACAACAACUGCAACCCACACAGAAAGCACAGGAAGCCCACACACAAACACACGCACAACACCCACUGGAGCCCACACACAUACACUGGCAGAAACACACACGUACACAUGGUCAGGAUACAUGGACUCUGUGCAAGAUUAGGCAACUAGCUGGUCAGGAAAAUCCGCCAUGGCACUGGUGCACACAUUCCUGGGCACUUGGGAGAUUGUCUGUUGCACCUUCGAGGGAAAGCGGGAACUGUCCGGCUUGGAGGGCAUUAAGUUUCGGUUGGACGACACUAGCGAUAUCACCUGGUACAAUGACCUGGUCAGUCCUCUGCCGGAAAGCAAGGACUGCGGCACCUUCUGCGAAUCGGCCAGUGUGCUCUUCAGUUGCGAAACCUUCGAUGUGCACGAGAUCAAUCCGCGUCUUGUGUUCGGAGCCUUUGCCGGUCACAGCAUUGAGUUCAGCACGAACACCCUGACGCCCACGGAUACGCUGGUGUUGAGUUGCGAGAAUUGGUACGCGGUCGAGUGCAAGCGAUUGCAGGAUGGCCAGGCUGCCGGCCAGGAGAAGCAGCUGAGCUUCGCGGAGGCGCUGCAGGAGUCCUACUUCAGUGACGUGAUGGUCAAGAGCUCCAGUGGCAUGGAGUACGCUCUGCAUGCCUCCAUCCUGCGGCUCAAUGGCUUCGAUUGCAGCAUGUGCGUGAAUAGUGCUCCCGCUUCGGCUGCUGCCCGUCAAGGAUCAGCCAGGACAUGUCACAGUGGUCCGAAUACGCCGAACCCCAUCAGGAUAUCCGUGGCUCCGGCCAGCGAUGAGGGACACGACAAGUCGCUGCCGCGUCUGAAUCUCUCGCCCAUUUACCUCCAGCCGCCCUGUGACUUCCAGUCGAUGCCAUCCUCCGGUUUGGGUUUGGGCGCCCAGCGAGUGCAUCAAUUCAGCAGCAGCUUCAAUUGCCUGAGCAACGGCAAUGACGGCGAUUCGGAUGCAGGAUCGGUGGGCAGAACCGCCGGCUUGCUGAGCUUGGAAUGCGGCGGUGGGAUGUACCGACUGCCGCCCACCUCGCACUCGGACUCGCAUCUGGAGACGUCGCAGUCGCACUGCAAGAACAUCUUCAACUUCUGCCAGGAUCUGAUACUGCAGCCCACGCCCACGCCAUUGCCGCCGGCCACCGGAUUGGCCAUCUGCAGCAUCCGGCGACCGCCGUUGUCCCCGUACCGUGCCCGCAGCCCCUCGCCCUUCCCCAGCUCCAUGGACACCCCGCCCUCGUCCCCGCUGACGCCCGUCGGUGUCCUGUGCAACCUGCCCACCUUCCUGCUGGGCCCCAUCCUCCACUGGCUGUACACGGAGUCCCUGCUCCCCGAUCUCGACGAGGAUGUGUGCGAGAAGCUCAUCAGCUUCGCCGAAUCGCAGCCUUCGCUCACCAAGCUGGUGGAGCCGACUCGCAAGUACCUGCGACUAAUAAGACUCAAGAAAUUCGUGGUCAACGUAACUAUGGAUCUGCAUGGAAUACUAAAUCGGGUCAUACAGUGCUUAAACCCCGGAAACAUAACCCGCGAUCCUGCGCAGCUCUAUGCCACAUUUCAGGAUGCCCUGCGGGAAUGUGCCAUAGGCUGCGCCAAGGUGCUCCAGUUCUGUAACAUUUUUAUUACGGACGCCACACACAUGACGCGAUAUCAAAAGAAUGAGAUUGUCAAGUACAUUCGAACCCGCAUCCCAAUUUUUAUGUCACAAGUUCAGCAGCUGCUUCGCAACGUACUUGGGGUCUUUGUGGGCCUGAGUGUCGAUGAGAAAGCCGACUUGGUGAACUAUCUAGUACCUGAAAUCGAAUCAACCUUAUUUGUAUUGACCGCUGUGAUAGAGGAAAUCAAAAACUCAUUGGAAAUCAUGUGUAAGGACCUUAAAUGCUCCCACUUGGAUCUUCCACUGCAACAACAGCAGGCUGAGGACGCUAUUGUCAUGCAACUGCAGAUCGCGGAUGCUGGCGGCGAAUCAUCGCCACGUCCUCGUCGCGGUGCUCCCGUGGGCCUAACGCUCUACGACAAUCUCACGGAUAAACAGCGCCUUAGUUCGGCGGAGAAUGACCUUAAGUUCGUGCUCUAUAUGUACGAGGUCCGGAAAAUGCGAGACAUUUACGGCCGAAUUGUGGCAGCACUGGAAAUAAUCAAGGAUAAAAAGAGUACAUUCUGCGAAAUGGAUUUUCUGAGCAAAAGUAGUACAAUCAAUCAGAAUCUUGAGCAACUAAUCAUGGACAUUCCCGCUUACAUCUUCAUUGUGGAGAACUUAUCGGAUCGACUGGACGACAAGCUGGGUUGGAAGGAGUUCAAGUUCUGCUUCAAGCUGGCCACCAGUCAGAUAAAUGGCGUUAUUGCCAAGUUACUGGAUCACAAGGAUGCCCUGGGCGAUGCCAUUACACAAAUCUGUUUGCUGGUGCGAAAGCAAGAGUUCACACAGUCCGUAAUUGAACUGGGAUUACUAGAUGGGUCGAGUCGAGUGACGAGCAACUUGAAAAUGGCCGAUCAUGAGAACAACCUAAAUCAAGGGCUGGGCGACAAGGAGGCGAUCUAUUUGGAUCGUAAACAGUAUUACGACUACAAUAGCAUCAAGCUAAACCUCAUUCGACAUCUCUGCGAGCCACCGAUUGCCGCCAGUAGCAAUCUGUCGAAGAACGCCCUGCGCCUGCUGCACUCAACCCAACUGGCCGACAUGGAGUUCGAGGUUCACACCUAUGCCCCAGCUUCGAGUGCUUCGAGUGCUAAUGGGAAAUCGGAAAAUGCCUCCGCAGAGGCGGCGACGAAAGCCCUUCAGGUUCAUAGCUUCAAGGCUCAUCGGGUGAUCGUCGCCGCUCGCUGCGAGUGGUUCAAAAAGGCUUUGAUGUCCGGGAUGCAGGAGUCGAUCAACCGGAAGGUCAUCAUCACAGACACCUCACCCGUAAUAUUCCGCCGCCUGCUGCUUUAUCUCUACGGUGCUCCCAUCGAUAGGACAGUCGGCGCCGAACAGGUGUGCGAGCUAAUGCUUCUGGCAGAUCGCUACUCCAUCGAUGAUCUCAAGGAAUUGUGCGAAAAUACCCUAUACUCUUUAAUUGACGAGGACUCCGUUGUAUGCCUUCUGGGAAUUGCGGAUCGCUAUAUGGCCACCGCUUUGAAGUCGAAAUGCCUUUCUUUUCUCUCGCAACACGCGCAACUGACCAAGUGUGAAAUAUUCAAGGAAUUGCCUCAGACACUUCAACUGGAGGUUAUGGAUUUGAUUCACUGGUUUGGACGCGUCUCCGAGCCGUGGAACGAUCGCGGAUUCAAGCCGCGGAGCAGCUCGCGUCACAGUUUGAAGAGUCCUUCGAAGCCGCGCUCGCGAUCCCGCAAGUCCUCGCCCUCCUACAUGUGACGCCGACAAAGCGCCAUUGAACACACGAAUGCCAACUUCUUGUGAUAAUUUUAGAAGACUUCGCAUCCAGACGGAUAAAAUAGUCAGUAAGGAAGGAGGAGCAUAUGGAGUAGUAUAUGGAACGAGGAUAUCGCGCGAAUAUGCCAUAAGACCUUUACAACGGGGCGAGGAGAUUGUCAAAAUCAGUUACAGGAAUGACCGGGACUCUGACUCUCGUAUCUGUUUCGAUGGAUUAUCAGCGGAGCAGAAAGACUAACCACAAUAUCAAGCCAAAUAGGAAAAAGGCAAACAUGACCUGAUUUUAAUGAGUUUUACUUAGUUCACUAGUAGAUAGAUAGGAAUUUGACGUACGACUUACAUUUACAUUUACAUUUCUCUCUCUAUCUCUCUCUCUCUAAUUAUUUGUGUAGGAAACCCUUUUUUCGAAGUGUUGUAAAACGACUUGAAUAUUUUCAAUUUCCGGUAACCAAAAUUUUAACAGCAAAAGAUCAAAUAGGUUUUUAGGACAAGGAUCGGUGUCACAACAAGCAAUUGUCAGGUUCGUUAUGUAAAUACACAAAUGAGUAGUUUAGAAUGACUUUUCGAAACCACUUCUUUUUUUUUUUGUUCGACACUCUUCGUUUUGUGGUCCACUUGUGAGGUAGGUUAGUUGUACACUUGUAGUCUGACGGGUAGGUAGAAUUUAGUCCUUUGGUAGAGCCAAAGUGUAUAAUUGUUUUGUAUUGGGCGAACGGAAUAUUGACAAAUUGCAUAAUACCUAAAUUUCGGUCCACCGAAGAUUAUACGGUACACUAUUGUAAACUAUUAGUGUAUUUUGGCAUAUAGACACGUAUUCAAUUUAACAUUAGACUAUUAACCGCGUGACGUAUCCUCAUAUAGUGUUUAUGGGUAAAGGGCGGAUUUUAAGUAACGACAGCAGCGUAUUUUUUCAUUCGAUUUGAAAGCAUAUUAAAUUAACAAAAUAUGUGUACAAAUAUUAUGUGUAAAUUAUAUUAUUGUACUAAUUCAAUACAUUUCUUGUUGUCUUUUUAAAACAUA